UUCGCCGGCGAGUGAGAGCUCUACGACACAAGUUGACAGUACCACCGAGGCAGACAUCGUACCAGGCCAGACACAGUUUUGAGCGACCGGAGAUUUUGAUAUAUCAAGAUGACGAGUGGUGUAAAAUGUAACGAUUUGUGCCAGGGCAGGUAUGACAGGCUGAAGAAGGAUAAGAAGACGACGUUUGCGGUAUUCCGGUUGAACAAGAAAAUGGAUGAGAUCAUCAUAGACGAAGAAGUGGACGAUGCAUUGGAUGCCAUGGCUUCCUACAAGGAGCUCACGGACCUGCUUGCCGAUAAAAGUCGCCCGGUCUUUGGCCAGCCAAGAUACAUAUUCUACGAUGUCAAUUACGACCUACCUGCAGGCGGAGGCCACAGAAACAAGCCUUUUUUCAUUUUCUGGUGCUCUGACGAAAGUGCUAAGAUGGCGGAGAAGAUGGUGUACGCAUCAAGCAAGACAGUAGUGAAGAAGCUAGACAGCAGCGCGGAGGAGCAACAGGCCAACGACUUAUACGAACUGGCAAGCGCAGCAGAUGAAUACAUCACAACUAGUAUAGCCAAGGGGCGAUAAACACUAAAGACUUCAUGGUGCAUGAGUGGACAUUAUUAUUUUGUCAGUAUAUUCAAGAUUCCUGACGAUGGCAUACACAUUAUGACAAUUAUUUUUCUACAUUCUGUGCCAUCGGAUAUAAUAGAUACAUGAUUAGUUCAGAAUUAUGAUGUCCAGUGCAAUGGCGGAUUUCGAUUUUUAUACUUAAACUGUCAAUAUGAACCUAGUCCCUUUGUGAUUUUUUAUGUUUAGUAGAAGAAAUGUUUAGCCUGGAAGUCAUGGUCCUAUAUGCAGCCUACCCUGGGGUUCGGAUUACUAUGAUUGAUUCUCUUUGUAGUGUCUUUAAUUGUUCGACUCCUGUUGACAAAGACACACUGUCUCUCCUCAUUUCUUUGAUACAGUCCAACGGGAUCUGGACAGGAAAUAUACAUGUAGAAUGUGUAUGUUUGUUCUGCUGAUGUAUCGGUAAUGUUUUUCAUGAAAAUAUGACGAGGUGUAUGUAUCA
Messenger RNA from Lineus longissimus, 1054 nucleotides. RefSeq lists its product as uncharacterized. The record is from RefSeq and is a predicted model, not a curated record. Gene Ontology annotation, molecular function: actin filament binding. Gene Ontology annotation, biological process: actin filament severing; actin filament depolymerization. Gene Ontology annotation, cellular component: cytoplasm; actin cortical patch; actin cytoskeleton. Bases 109 to 570 code for a protein of 153 amino acids. NCBI's taxonomy places the organism in Eukaryota, Metazoa, Nemertea, Pilidiophora, Heteronemertea, Lineidae. The transcript is spliced from 2 exons.